Molecule: messenger RNA, 1612 nt
Organism: Tripterygium wilfordii
Lineage: Eukaryota; Viridiplantae; Streptophyta; Magnoliopsida; Celastrales; Celastraceae
Product: probable beta-1,3-galactosyltransferase 2
Exons: 11
Coding region: 164-1354 (396 amino acids)
Cellular component (GO): Golgi membrane
Molecular function (GO): hexosyltransferase activity
Source: RefSeq, a predicted model, not a curated record
AAGAGCGAGUGUGUGUCUAGCCCAGACAGACAAAGUUGUUGUCUUUCUCUAAAAGAUCAAUUCUUUAAUCUGGGGGUUUCUGGGACUCUGCUUUCUUUUGCUCAAACUGUUGGGAAGUGAUAUUUGUAGGAGUCAUUUGAGUGAGAGUUGAGAAUAGAAGAAAAUGACUGUGAAGAGCAGAGUAGAAUUUACUUCAAGGAGUGUCAUUUCAAGGAACUGGGCGCUUCUGUUUUGCCUUGCCAGCUUCUGCGCUGGAAUGGUCUUCACUAACAGGAUGUGGACAGUUCCAGAAGCUAAAGUUGAUGGAAAAUCAUCUAGUAUCAACAUACAACAAAUAAACUCGAAACCCGAAUCCUGCAAUCAGAAACAUGUUGUGCAGAGAAAAUUGAAUGAAAGUCUAGGAGAAGAAGCACAUACCCAGCAAAACAUUGAUGCACUGGAAAGCAAAAUUUCCAGUUUAGAGAUGAAAUUAGCUGCUGUCAGGACAGAGCAUGAGCUUAAGUCGAAUGCCUCUCCUGCUGAGGAAAAUUCGAAAAGAAAAUACUUAAUGGUUGUGGGUAUUAACACAGCUUUUAGUAGCCGGAAAAGGAGAGACUCAGUUCGGGCUACUUGGAUGCCUCAAGGUGAAAAAUUAAAGCAAUUGGAAAAAGAGAAGGGUAUAAUCAUUCGAUUUGUCAUAGGUCAUAGUUCAACAUCUGGUGGAAUUCUUGAUAAAGCCGUUGAAGCAGAGGAACAAGUUCACGGAGACUUCUUGAGGCUGGAUCAUGUUGAGGGCUACUUGGAAUUAUCAGCCAAGACAAAGAUUUAUUUUGCUACUGCUGUCAAGUUAUGGGAUGCAGAGUAUUACAUCAAAGUUGAUGACGAUGUUCACGUAAAUAUAGCAACGCUUGGGAGGACUUUGGCUGAACACCGUAAUAAACCCCGGGUGUAUAUAGGUUGCAUGAAGUCUGGACCAGUACUUGCUAGGACGGGAGUAAAAUACCACGAACCAGAGUACUGGAAGUUUGGUGAGGUGGGAAACAAGUAUUUUCGUCAUGCUACAGGACAAUUAUAUGCAAUAUCUAAAGACUUGGCCACUUAUAUAUCGAUAAAUCAGAAUUUGCUGCACAAAUAUGCCAACGAAGAUGUUUCACUGGGAUCUUGGUUUAUUGGUUUAGAUGUUGAACAUGUGGAUGACAGGAGUUUCUGUUGUUCUACACGAGGAGAGUGUGAAUGGAGGGCGCAGGCAGGCAACUAUUGUGUUGCUUCAUUUGACUGGAAAUGCAGUGGGAUUUGCCGGUCUGUGGAGAGGAUUAUGGACGUUCAUGAGAACUGCGGUGAGAACAAGAAUGCGCUAUGGCAUACCAGUUUCUAAGAACAAUGGACUUUGUAUGUAGUGCCAAAACAUAUGACUGUAAUUAUAGAGGACUGAGAAGAUAGAGGCCUUGUGCAGAAGGUACUUUGAGAGAACAACAAAGUCUGUAACAAUCCAUUCUUUGAAUGGUUGGAGGGCUGUAUUGAAGGUUCUCUGGCCAUGACCACUGAUAUCAUUAUAAUCGCUACUGUACUUUUUAUUUCUGCUUUUCCUACUUAAAAACAUAAUAUUACAGCAUAAAUAUGUAUUAUGCUCUUA